AUGACCGUCCACCCGGCCCCUAUCAACGUCUCUCCCUCCCCCUUCCCCGCCCUCUCCACCUUCUCUUCCAAGCCCUCCUCUAGCUCCCGCCUGGCGCUUCCAUCCCCGCGGGCCUUCGUCCACAAGCUCUCGACCCUCAAACUAACCACCCUCACCAGCCGCCUCCUCAAGCAUUUCACCCGCCUCAAGGACGAAGAAGAAGCCGCGCGAGCGACUGCGCUGGCCGCCGAACGCAAUGCUCGCCCCCGGCCCCCGAGGCAGCCGUACAUCUCGUACCUCUGUUUUGACGUCGAGGGUUCUUGCGAGGCGGCGACCAACUUUGAUUAUCCCAACGAGAUCAUUGAAUUCCCGGUCGUCCUCCUUCAAUGGGUUGAGGAUGACGAGGAAGAUGAGCAACCGGCCAUCCCGGACUCGCCCACGACCUCGUCUGCCAUGACAGCUUCCUCGCCUUCCACCUUGGGCUCGUAUUACCCCCGCCGUACCCGUCGUCUCACCAUCAUUGACACAUUUCACUCUUACGUCAAGCCCACUUGGCGUCCAAGGUUGAGCGAGUUUUGCGUCGGGUUGACGGGUAUUCAGCAGAGCACUGUUGAUGCCGCGCCGACCUUCCCGGAGGUCAUUGACGAGCUCGAAGAAUGGCUGGACUCUUGGGGUUUGCGUGAUGGCGACAGGCUAAAGGACGCGAUUUGGGUCACUGAUGGCCCCUGGGACUUGAGAGACUUUCAACUUCACAUCACCCCUCUCUCGCCUCCGCGUUACCCAACCUACCUCCUCGGACCCUACCUCAACCUCAAGCGUGCCGUCAGCACAGUCCUCAGCGAUAGCGACUCUGGCAGCCUCCGCAUCACGACAGGCAAGAAGAGGCAAUAUGUCAAGGAGGUGGCGGGGCAGAGUGUCUACCUCAACAUUACCGGCCAGUUGCAAGCACUGGGCCUGGGUACCUUCUCUGGAAGGCAGCACUCUGGAAUCGACGACGCGACAAACAUGGCGCGUAUCCUUAUCGAGGUUGCCAACCGCAACGUCUUGAUCGAGCCCAACGCACACCUCCCUCACCGCAACAAUGCCAAGGUGUGGGCAUGGAUGGGCAAGCCAGGCGAGGUUCUGUGGGACGCGCCAAUGGUGGAGCGCGAGGAGGAUAUACCCAAGAUGAGCCCGGCCGCGGGUCAGCCGGCAGGAACCCAGAACCCCGCUUCGUCGGACCCCACGAGCGAGCCAGCAUCCACGCCAUCACCCAUGCCGGCCUCACCGCCAAAGGUCGUCCCUACUGGCUUCCCGGCCCAGAUGCUUCCCAAGUACCCCACAACCUCCGCUAAGCGGGCCGCGGCGCGGCGUAGGCGCAAGGAGAGGGAGAACGCCGCUAGCGCCAACGCUUCUGCGCCGACGACGCCGGAGGAUCCCCACGACGAUGACCUCACUGCCGCGAUCCAGACUCUAUCUUUCCACGACGACGCGGUGGCGCCCGAGCUGGCCGCCACCACCUCGCCGCCCACGCCAACUGCGUCCAGCAUGAAGCCGACACCCACCGUCGUGUCGAUUCCAUUCGACAUUCUCGUGUCCGAGGCGGCUAUCAAGCACCCUUCCAUCCUGACCGUUCACGCAGCUCACGGCGGCAUCCCCCUGCCUGUGGACCCGGAGCACUUUGCUCUCUGUGUCAAGUUUGCCAGGGAGAUUUGGGCGGACACUUCCGCGCCGCAGAACCACCAACUGGCGACGGAUUUGGUGAGCAGGUUGUACAAUGAGACGAAGAUUCAACCAAAGGGCAUCGUCCCGCCAAGCGACCUCGCAGCGCAAGUAGACCGCCUCAGCGGCGACGUGUACGGCCUCCAGCGCAACGUCCACAAGAUCGAACGCAAGGCGGGCCCAAGUUCCCUCGAGGGCCAGGUCGAGGCUCUCUCGGCGCGCCUCGCUGUUCUCGAGGCCGCGUUCGCUGCUGGCGUAGGGCUUGGGGUUGGACGUAGGCCGCCCCCGAGGGUGGACAGCGAUGCCGAGAGUUGGGUGGCUACCGAGUCGGACACGGAGUGA
Apiotrichum porosum is the source of this 2022-nucleotide messenger RNA. RefSeq lists its product as uncharacterized. Gene Ontology annotation, biological process: exonucleolytic trimming to generate mature 3'-end of 5.8S rRNA from tricistronic rRNA transcript (SSU-rRNA, 5.8S rRNA, LSU-rRNA). The coding region runs from base 1 to 2022 and encodes 673 amino acids. Gene Ontology annotation, molecular function: nucleic acid binding; 3'-5'-RNA exonuclease activity. The record is from RefSeq and is a predicted model, not a curated record. The transcript has 9 exons. NCBI's taxonomy places the organism in Eukaryota, Fungi, Basidiomycota, Tremellomycetes, Trichosporonales, Trichosporonaceae.